AUGAGCUCAGCACAAGACAUUGCUGGCGCAUUUUCCCAGGGAAGACAGCUCGAAGUCUCCGCCAGCCUGGGACUUUCAACUUCGCCAACCGCCACUUUCAAUUCUCCCCCCUCAAGUUUUGCUGGAACCGGUGCUGCUCUGGCCCGGAGGCCGGCUCCCAAGCUCCUAAAGCCCUUCAACACCCAGGACAUCAAGAUUUUGCUCCUCGAGAAUGUCAACCAGACGGGCAAGGAUAUCUUGACCGAGCAAGGUUACCAGGUUGAGGCACUCAAGACCUCUCUUCCUGAAGAUCAGCUCAUCGAGAAGAUUCGGGACGUGCAUGUCAUUGGCAUUCGCUCCAAGACCAAGUUGACCGAGAAGGUCCUGCGUGAGGCCAAGAACCUGCUCGUCAUUGGCUGUUUCUGCAUCGGCACCAAUCAGGUCAACCUCGAAUAUGCCGCCGCUCACGGUAUUGCUGUCUUCAACUCCCCCUUUGCCAACUCGCGCAGUGUUGCAGAGCUUGUCAUUGCCGAGAUCAUUACUCUGGCCCGUCAGCUGGGUGACCGCUCUAGCGAGAUGCAUCGCGGCACCUGGAACAAAGUUAGUUCCAAGUGCUGGGAAAUCCGUGGCAAGACUCUUGGCAUCGUGGGCUAUGGUCACAUCGGCUCGCAACUUUCCGUCCUGGCCGAGGCUAUGGGUAUGAAUGUUGUCUAUUACGAUGUCGUGAACCUGAUGGCCUUGGGAACCUCUGCCCAAGUGCCCACCUUGGAAGCCUUGCUAGAGGAGGCCGACUUCGUCACCCUGCACGUGCCUGAGCUGCCAGAGACCAAGAACCUUAUCUCCACUGCUCAGCUCGAGAAGAUGAAGACCGGCGCUUAUUUGAUCAACGCCAGCCGUGGUAGUGUCGUCGACAUCCAAGCUCUGAUUAACGCCAUGCGCUCUGGCAAGAUCGCCGGUGCCGCUCUUGACGUCUACCCAAACGAGCCGGCGGCCAACGGCGACUACUUUAAUAGCUCGCUCAACACAUGGGGCGAGGACCUGCGCAGCCUCAAUAACAUCAUUUUGACGCCACACAUCGGUGGCAGCACUGAGGAAGCCCAACGUGCUAUUGGUGUCGAAGGCAAGGAACAGACCUUCGCCGAGGCACUUGUUCGCUAUAUCAAUCAGGGCAUCACCCUCAACAGUGUUAACCUGCCCGAGGUUAACCUAAGAUCAUUGACUCUGGACGAGCCUGACCACGCUCGUGUCAUCUAUAUCCACCGCAACGUUCCUGGUGUAUUACGCAGAGUCAACGAGAUUCUUGGCAACCACAAUGUUGACAAGCAGAUCUCCGACAGCAAAGGCGAUAUUGCGUACCUCAUGGCCGAUGUGAGCAGCGUCAAGGCCGAAGACAUCAAGGAGAUCAACGACGGUCUGGAUUCCCUGAGCUCGCGCAUCAUGACCCGCGUCUUGUACUAG
Colletotrichum orchidophilum is the source of this 1437-nucleotide messenger RNA. RefSeq names its product D-isomer specific 2-hydroxyacid dehydrogenase. Gene Ontology annotation, molecular function: NAD binding; oxidoreductase activity, acting on the CH-OH group of donors, NAD or NADP as acceptor. The coding region runs from base 1 to 1437 and encodes 478 amino acids. The transcript is spliced from 8 exons. NCBI's taxonomy places the organism in Eukaryota, Fungi, Ascomycota, Sordariomycetes, Glomerellales, Glomerellaceae. The record is from RefSeq and is a predicted model, not a curated record.